Messenger RNA from Lolium perenne, 2576 nucleotides. RefSeq lists its product as uncharacterized. NCBI's taxonomy places the organism in Eukaryota, Viridiplantae, Streptophyta, Magnoliopsida, Poales, Poaceae. The record is from RefSeq and is a predicted model, not a curated record.
GGCACCGUGGCACCGGCACGCGGCACCGAGCAAGGAAGAAGCAAAGCGCCACGUCGCCCCUGUCCGUGUCCGGUCACGUGGCGCCGCCUCCUCCCUCCUUCCCAAGCAACGCUCCCCUCCGCUCUCCUCUCUCACCUCUGCUCGGGGGAAGGCGGAGCUGCAUGCGUAGCCGAUGAGAUCACGGCCAUGGCGGGCCCCACCUCGCGCCUCCUCCUCCUCUCCCGCGGCGCCGACCUCGCCCGCCACCGCCACCGCCUCCUCCUCCUCCGCUCCCUCCAGCCCUACGGCGCCAACGCUGAUCCCUCGCCGCGGCCCUUCUCCGCCGCCUCACCUGUCAGGAGCUAUUCAAGUGCGUUCACAAGUGUGCAUGGUGGGAGGCCAUCAUCAGAAUACGCAAAGAUCAGAAAGGAGUCGCUGGAAACCCAGUUCGGAAGAAUCUUGGGUUCAAGUUCCCGUACACUCUUUGCAGACCGUGGCUUUGGUCCAUUCCUUGCGCUGUACAGGGCAGCAACCAUUUCUUUUCAUGUCGUGAAGCUUACUGUCUGGCAUUUACUGCUCAGUGACAUGCAUAAACGAGCUGAGAAGUUCCGAGAGACUUUGAUACGCUUGGGGCCAUUUUACAUCAAGCUUGGACAGGCAUUGAGCACGCGACCUGAUAUAUUGCCCAGCGCAUAUUGUCAAGAGCUCUCGAAGCUUCAGGAUCAAAUACCACCAUUUCCAACUCGUAUAGCAGUCAGGACUAUUGAGUCUGAACUGGGCUCUCGAAUUUCUGAUUUAUUCGCCGAUAUCAGCCCAGAGCCAGUUGCGGCAGCAUCACUGGGGCAAGUAUACAAAGCUCAUCUACACUCUGGAGAGCUUGUCGCAGUCAAAGUUCAGAGGCCUGGAAUGGCGCCCUUGCUGACUUUAGAUGCACUCCUUUUCAAUAUGAUUGGAGGACAGCUAAAACGAUUUGCUAAGGCCCGCAAAGAUUUACUGGUAGCUGUUAAUGAAAUUGUUAGGCACAUGUUUGAUGAGAUCGAUUAUGUUUUAGAAGCAAAAAAUGCUGAAAGAUUUGCGAUCCUUUAUUCUCAUGGUUCAGGUGGUGAAGGCAGGACAAGUAUCAAGGUUCCAAAGGUCUAUUGGAAUUAUACACGUAAAUCUAUAUUAGCACUGGAAUGGAUUGACGGGAUCAAGCUAACUGAUGCUGAGCGCAUCAGCAAAGCCAAUCUAAACAGGAAAAGGAUGAUUGAUGAGGGGCUCUAUUGCUCGCUGAGACAACUUCUGGAAGAUGGGUUUUUCCAUGCAGACCCCCAUCCAGGUAAUCUGGUGGCUACUGCAGACGGAUCUCUGGCAUAUUUUGACUUUGGUAUGAUGGGUGAUAUUCCAAGACACUAUCGAGUAGGACUCAUACAAAUGCUUGUGCACUAUGUUAAUCGUGACUCCUUGGGCUUGGCGAACGACUUCCAUUCCCUGGGAUUCGUCCCCGAGGGAACAGACCUACAUGCAGUUGCAAGCGCGUUGAGGGUUGCCUUUGAUGAUGGAAGGAGGCAAUCAAAUGAUUUCCAGGGGGUAAUGAGCCAUCUGUAUGAUGUCAUGUAUGAUUUCAAUUUUUCCCUGCCUCCUGAUUAUGCACUGGUGAUAAGAGCGCUGGGUUCUUUAGAAGGGACGGCAAAAGCACUGGAUCCUGAUUUCAAAGUUAUUGAGAGUGCAUAUCCAUUUGUCAUUGGGAGGCUCCUUGCAGACCCCAGUCCCGAUAUGAGGAAAAUACUAAGGGAGCUUCUGAUAUGUGAUGAUGGAUCCAUCAGAUGGAAUCGACUGGAGCGCCUGAUUGCAGCUAUAUCUCAACAGGCGUCAGAAUCUUCAAACAAACAGGGAGACGAAAAUACUGCCAGCAGUUCUGAGUGGAGAUCGUUUGAUAUGCAUUCUGUUGUUGCAGCCACAGAAGACCUUUUUCAUUUCAUUUUAUCGAGGAGAGGCUGGAGGGUUCGUGUCUUCCUAAUCCAGGACAUCGUGAAGGCUUCUGAUGCGUUCUUGCAAGAAGCAACAUUUCCGUUUAUAUUUGAUGAAGAGGAAACUACAGGGGAGCAACAUCCAGAGAGAAGUAAAAUGAUCAGAAGGUUGAUAAAUGGUGUUCAAUCUUUUCGUCAAGCAACCAGUUUGGCCCCAAAUGCAUGGAGUUCGAUGCUAAUCCGUUCUGUCCUGAGACCUGAGUCACAAAGAUUCAUUCUUGAUGUAUUCCUAGCCUUGGCGAACCAUUCCUGUUAUAAGGUUCCAGAAACGUGCUGGAUUUGUAUGUCCAGAUACCUGAACUACCUGGACAAGCAAUCGAGAUAGGUAAAACAAAGAAUGCAAAUGUGCAGUCUGAUAGUGAUAGGAAUUUAGUCUCCAGAAGCUAAUUUAGAAUUCGCUAGAAAUGCUGCAACCCGUUUUGCUAUGGAUGUUUAUUGCUCCAUUUCAGUGUUCUCCUCUGGACUACUGUACGUGGCAAAAAUGGUCACGUUGACAAAAAUAUGUUGAGAAAUGUUGCAAGGAACAGUUUAACUUCACGUUCACAAAUAUAUAUAUAAUCAGAUGGAGGUAUGCUCCGAAUGACGGUA